AUGGAUGUUUUAUUGUCGCUUCCUCAGCCGGAAUUAUUCAAAACCAUGGUGAUUCCGUCCUUGGCAAAUCGCAAUAUAAUCAAAUCGGAGGCAAUUCUCUCCAACUUACACUCGAUAUUUUACGUCGCUAUAUUUUACCAUAUUUGGUUUCUUUUCGGCAAGUGGAUCUUAUUCCCACCUUUGGUUAAAUGGAAACUGGACUAUGACCAAAAGCAUGGCGUCAAGAAAGAUGAGAAGGUAACUCCAGAACGUCAAGCUCAACAUUACAAAAAAAAGUACACUUCUUUAAUCAAUCAAAGUUCAGUUCACUUGAUAUCCCUUUUGCAAAGCAUAGUAGUCUUGUACUACUCACUGAAGUUCUUACUCGAUCCAAAAGCCUCGGCCGAGCCCUACCAAACCUCGCAUUCUCGAGUAUUCACGGAAAAUCGAGACACUCAAGUCAUCUGUAUUUUUGCCAUUGGUUAUUUCGUUUGGGAUAUUUAUAUUUCCACCAUGUACUCUACUUUCCCCUUUGUUGUGCACGGAAUCAUCUCCACCGUUGUGUUUUGCAUCGGAUUGAAACCGUACAUCCAAUAUUAUGCCCCAGUGUUCUUGAUGUUCGAACUGUCUAAUCCUUCCUUAAACUUUAGAUGGUUCGGAAUCAAAUUUCUUCCUCAUAAAAGCAAACUCUGCUCCCUACUGCUGCUGUUGAACAAUUUGAUGCUCAUGGUCAUCUUCUUUGCGGCCAGAAUUGCCUGGGGGUGGUUUCAGAUUGGAAAAUUGUGCUACGACUUUUACCAGGUUCGCAAUGAACCUGGUUUCUUAGUCUUCGACACCAUUGUUAUCCUUGCAGGCAAUUUUGUCCUAGACGUCUUGAAUGUCAUCUGGUUUUCCACUAUGGUGUCUGUGGCCGCAAAGGUCUUAAAGAAAGGGGAAUCUGUAGACAAAGUCACUGAGAAUGAACAAUGA
This is a messenger RNA of Saccharomyces paradoxus, 948 nucleotides long. It is a transcript of the gene ALE2, whose product is annotated as Ale2p. The coding region runs from base 1 to 948 and encodes 315 amino acids. Gene Ontology annotation, biological process: lipid homeostasis. The record is from RefSeq and is a predicted model, not a curated record. Gene Ontology annotation, cellular component: endoplasmic reticulum; membrane. The transcript has a single exon. Lineage: Eukaryota; Fungi; Ascomycota; Saccharomycetes; Saccharomycetales; Saccharomycetaceae.